AUGGUGCUUGUAUCCGCCAUUUUGGAUGACCCGAUGGAGUGCAGCAGAGGGGAGAGGCUGUCCAUUACUCUAGCGAAGAAUCGUAUUAACCGUGCACCAGAGCGAGCGGGGAAAGCCAAAGUGGAGGUGGACAUUUUUGAGCUGCUGAGAGACAGCGAAUAUGAGACAGCCGAAACCAUGUGCCAGAUUCUUCCGAAAGGGGUGGUAGCCGUCCUGGGACCUUCGUCGAGUCCGGCCUCAAGCUCUAUUAUCAGCAAUAUCUGCGGGGAGAAAGAGGUCCCUCAUUUCAAAGUUGCCCCAGAGGAAUUCCUCAAGUUCCAGUUCCAGCGAUUCACCACCUUGAACCUCCACCCCAGCAACACCGACAUCAGCGUGGCCGUAGCUGGGAUCCUGAACUUCUUUAAUUGCACCACUGCCUGCCUCAUCUGUGCCAAAGCGGAAUGCCUUUUAAACCUAGAGAAGUUGCUUCGUCAGUUCCUUAUCUCGAAGGACACCCUCUCGGUCCGGAUGCUGGAUGACAGCCGGGACCCUACCCCACUCCUAAAAGAAAUCAGAGACGACAAAACUGCCACCAUCAUUGUCCAUGCGAAUGCCUCCAUGUCCCACAUCAUCCUCCAGAAGGCAGCUGAACUGGGAAUGGCGUCAGCCUAUUACACGUAUAUCUUCACUAAUCUGGAGUUCUCGCUCCAGCAAUUGGACAGCUUUCUGGAUGACCGGGUUAACAUCCUGGGAUUUUCCACCUUCAACCAGUCUCAUGCUUUCUUCCAAGAGUUUGUCCAGAGCCUCAACCUGUCGUGGCAGGAGAACUGUGAUCACGCUCCCUUUACUGGGCCGGCCCUCUCCUCUGCCUUGUUGUUUGAUGCCGUUUAUGCCGUGGUGACAGCGGUGCAGGAGCUAAACCGGAGCCAGGAGAUUGGUGUGAAACCACUGUCCUGUGGAUCCGCACAGAUCUGGCAACAUGGCACCAGCUUGAUGAACUACCUGAGAAUGGUAGAAUUGGAAGGUCUCACCGGCCACAUCGAAUUCAACAGCAAAGGUCAACGGUCGAACUAUGCCCUGAAAAUCCUGCAGUACACACGACGUGGCUUCAGACAGAUUGGCCACUGGCACGUUUCUGAAGGACUUACCAUGGACAACAGAAUCUUCUCCUCCAACAUAUCGGAUAGUCUCUUCAACACCACUCUCAUCAUCACCACCAUCCUGGAAAACCCUUAUUUAAUGCUGAAGGAGAACCACCAGGCGCUGGAGGGGAACGACCGCUAUGAAGGCUUCUGCAUGGACAUGUUGAAGGAGCUGGCGGAGAUCCUGCACUUCAACUACAAGAUCCGCCUGGUUGGUGACGGGGUGUAUGGCGUGCCCGAGGCGAACGGCACCUGGACUGGCAUGGUCGGAGAGCUCAUUGCUCGGAAAGCCGAUUUGGCAGUGGCUGGCUUGACAAUCACGGCUGAACGGGAGAAGGUGAUUGAUUUCUCUAAACCUUUCAUGACUUUGGGAAUUAGCAUUCUCUACCGAGUUCAUAUGGGGCGCAAACCUGGCUACUUCUCUUUCCUGGACCCCUUUUCUCCUGGUGUCUGGCUCUUCAUGUUACUUGCCUACCUGGCUGUCAGCUGUGUCCUCUUCCUGGUUGCUCGACUGACGCCAUACGAGUGGUACAGCCCCCACCCCUGCUCGCAAGGGAGGUGCAAUCUCCUAGUGAACCAGUACUCUCUUGGCAACAGCCUGUGGUUUCCAGUCGGGGGUUUCAUGCAGCAAGGAUCUACUAUUGCCCCUCGAGCUCUGUCCACACGGUGCGUCAGUGGAGUCUGGUGGGCAUUCACCUUGAUCAUCAUCUCCUCCUACACGGCCAACCUGGCAGCCUUUCUGACCGUGCAGCGGAUGGAUGUGCCCAUAGAAUCGGUGGAUGACCUGGCUGACCAGACAGCUAUUGAGUACGGCACCAUUCACGGAGGCUCCAGCAUGACCUUUUUCCAGAAUUCCCGUUACCAGACGUACCAGCGGAUGUGGAAUUACAUGUACUCCAAGCAGCCAAGCGUGUUCGUGAAGAGCACGGAGGAAGGGAUCGCGAGGGUGCUGAAUUCCAACUACGCUUUCCUGCUGGAGUCCACCAUGAACGAGUAUUACCGUCAGCGCAAUUGCAACCUCACGCAGGUCGGGGGCCUUCUGGACACCAAGGGCUACGGGAUUGGCAUGCCAGUCGGCUCCAUAUUCCGAGAUGAAUUCGACCUGGCCAUUCUCCAGCUGCAAGAGAACAACCGCCUGGAAAUCUUGAAGCGAAAGUGGUGGGAAGGGGGCAAGUGCCCCAAAGAGGAAGACCACAGAGCCAAAGGUCUGGGAAUGGAGAAUAUUGGUGGAAUCUUCGUGGUUCUCAUAUGUGGCUUAAUCGUAGCAAUUUUAAUGGCAAUGCUGGAAUUUUUGUGGAGCCUACGACACUCUGAACAGACAGAGGUGUCUGUCUGCCAGGAGAUGGUGACAGAGCUGCGCAGUAUCAUCCUCUGCAAAGACAGUUUCCACCCUCGGCGAAGGCGAGGGGGGAUGAUACGGACUCGGCCCAUUAUUGCCGAGGAACGUCGACCCCGCAGUACAACCACUCUCAGCAACGGAAAACUAUGCGGCGGCGGUGAGCCAGACCCGCUGGCGCAAAGACUUGCACAAGAAGCCGCUCUGGUUGCCCGAGGCUGCACGCACAUUCGGGUGUGCCCGGAGUGUCGGAGGUUCCAGGGCCUCCGGGCGCGGCCAGCUCCGGGUUCACCUGCACAAAGCGAAGAGAGCUUGGAAUGGGAGAAAGCCACCAACAGCAGCGAACCUGAGUAG
Molecule: messenger RNA, 2811 nt
Organism: Emys orbicularis (European pond turtle)
Lineage: Eukaryota; Metazoa; Chordata; Testudines; Emydidae
Gene: GRIK4
Product: glutamate ionotropic receptor kainate type subunit 4
Exons: 19
Coding region: 1-2811 (936 amino acids)
Biological process (GO): monoatomic ion transport; synaptic transmission, glutamatergic; modulation of chemical synaptic transmission
Cellular component (GO): plasma membrane; kainate selective glutamate receptor complex; presynaptic membrane
Molecular function (GO): transmitter-gated monoatomic ion channel activity involved in regulation of postsynaptic membrane potential; kainate selective glutamate receptor activity
Source: RefSeq, a predicted model, not a curated record